Messenger RNA from Maniola jurtina (meadow brown), 1344 nucleotides. RefSeq names its product zinc finger protein 600-like. The transcript is spliced from 2 exons. The record is from RefSeq and is a predicted model, not a curated record. Gene Ontology annotation, molecular function: DNA-binding transcription factor activity, RNA polymerase II-specific; RNA polymerase II transcription regulatory region sequence-specific DNA binding. Gene Ontology annotation, biological process: regulation of transcription by RNA polymerase II. Gene Ontology annotation, cellular component: nucleus. Bases 1 to 1344 code for a protein of 447 amino acids. Lineage: Eukaryota; Metazoa; Arthropoda; Insecta; Lepidoptera; Nymphalidae.
AUGGGCGAAAGGAAUUACCAAUGUGAGGUGUGCGAUAUGAGGUUCUUUAGUGUCGGCAGACUAAAUGUACAUAUGGUUAAACAUGAGCCGGAUAGACCCUUCAAGUGUGAGUUUUGUGAAAAGGCUUUCAAGCGGAAGAUAACCCUGAAGACUCACACCAUGAUACACACAGAUACGAGGCGCAAAGUGUGUCAGAUAUGCCAGGCGGCUUUCGUGCAGCGCAGCAGUGCCCGAGUGACUAGAAAGAAAAGCGCACGAGCUCAGCACGAAACUAAGAAAAAACUGAAAGAAAACGUGCCAGAAACCAAGAAGAACCAGCACAAUCUUAAAACAAUACUCCAUUAUUCUAAUUCAAAUCCAAUAAGAAAUAAAGAUGCCCUCGGUUUCGGCUGCCAGUUUUGCUCGGAACAAUUUCCCGAACCGAAGAAACUUAAAGAACACUUCUUGCAAGAACACAAAAUAAAGGAACUACUCGCUCUUAUAAAUUGCAGACUGUUUGAAUACUUCGUCAAACUGGACAUCACGGAUUUAAAAUGCACACUCUGCCACAAAGGUCUGAAUAAACUCGAAGAUUUCAUGGACCACAUCACAGCGGAACACAGCAUAGAAGUUUAUAAGGAAUUCAAAAGUGUCAUCGUACCUUUUAAGUUUGAUACGGAAAAGUUAACGUGCGUCGAAUGUAACAAGGAGUUUGUGUGCUUCAAACAUCUGUUGGAACAUAUGACCGUACAUUUCAGUAAUUAUAUGUGUUCUGUUUGUGGUAAAGGAUUCGUUACUGAUCGUCUGUACAUGCGCCACGUAAGGAGACAUAAGGCUGAGGAGUUGAAGUGUAAAGAUUGCGAUAAAGUGUUUGGAACUAAAGAAAAGUUACGCAAUCAUCAGUACACUGUCCAUUUGGGUAAUAGAAAGGGCAGUAGAUGUCUCGUUUGCAACAAAAAGUUGUUGAACUACUGGCAGAAAAUUGAGCACAUGGUUAAAGUACAUGGGGUGCCCGAAUUGGUUCUCGCUUGUCAUAUAUGUGAGAGAACGUUUAAAGAUCAAAGGAAACUGACGCUUCAUAUCAAGAAGGAUCACUUGUUGGAACGGAAGCAUAAAUGUGAAGAGUGUGACAUGAUGUUCUUUAGUUCGACGAGGCUGAAGAUUCAUAUGGCCAAGCAUACUGGGCUACGGCAGUUCAAGUGUGAUAUUUGUUUGAAGGCGUAUGGGAGGAAGAAUACUUUGAGGGAGCAUAUGAGAAUCCAUGCGAAUGACCGUAGGUAUGCGUGCGAGCAUUGUGGCCAGGCGUUCGUGCAGAAUUGCAGUUUGCGCAGCCACAGGCGUUCCAAACAUGGUAUAGUGAUGUAA